Durusdinium trenchii is the source of this 2435-nucleotide messenger RNA. The record is from the annotation of a GenBank genome assembly. NCBI's taxonomy places the organism in Eukaryota, Dinophyceae, Suessiales, Symbiodiniaceae.
UUGGACGCAGGGACCUCGAAGAGGGUUGGACGCAGUUUUCCGUCGCGCUGUUUUUGUCUCAAACAUUCACAAGAUUUGGUAUCCACAAGUCCAGUCUGACCCAGUAUCUGGUCCUAACUACCUCCUUGAAUGGUGCUUUUGUCUCAAGAUGGGUCAAAUGAAGUCCAACUGACCCGUAGGGUUUGGUAUCCACCCUUCCAUUUCCGAAACGUUACAGCUCUGCGCUUCCGGCAGCUUGGAGCUCGAAAAACGACGCAGCAGACUUGGAGCUUAAAGCCGGCGUGGGAAUCGAACACCCAUUCUCCACUCUGGAUGGAACCUCCCAAAAGUAUGCUUCAAUAGAACAUGUUACAGUAUGUUUAUUAUUAUUAUUAUUAUUUUUAUUUUUUUUAAAUAAAGAGAGCUUUCGCACAUAAAUAGAACACAAUAGAACACAUUCUUUUGAAGAACUGGGUCUUGUCUUACUUGUUCCUACACACCGAGGUAGGUCUAAGGUGUGCAAGGCAUUGCAUGGUGAAUUGUUUGGCUCAGGAUGCGUGCGCCCACGCCCAUGUCCACGGACUGCUCCACUCAGGCUGCCGCUGCCCAGAGACUAGACGUGGCAUGCUUCAGGUAAGGCAUGUGGAGCCUUGUGGGCUCCACUUGGAAAAGCAGCAGUGCCAUGGCAGCUAUGGGCUCCAGCUGCCAGGAGAAGCCAUCCCCGAAAAAUAUCGCUUGCAGUUGAAGAUGUUUCAGCUCAAGGAGCAGUAUUUUUUGUUGCAGCUCAAAGAGCAGCAACAAGAGCUUGACAAAGCCUUGGCACAGAACGCAGAGUUUCUGGUGAAAAAGGAGCUCUAUGAUUCGACUGAACAAUAUCGUCGAGAACAAUAUGCACUGCGUGCUGAAGCAGAACGGAAAUUGUCGCAGGUGGAGGAAAGCAGCAGGCUCGAGACGGAGGCACUGCAACAGAAGAUGAGUGAAGCUUUAGCACAACUUGCGAUGCUGAAGGCAGACUGCAAAAGGCUCAAUGCAGAGAAGGAAGUGCUACAGACGCAGCUUCAAGACACACCUGCGCAGUGGGAACAGAGAGAAAAGCUCCAGCAACGGCUUCAAGAGGCGUUGGCACAGCCUUCCAAAUUGCAGGCAAGGCUUUCAAUUCUUGAGGAACGCUGUGCACGGCUUGAAGAGGAGAAAGAAAGUCUUCAGAAGCAAUCAGGAGAGGCUCUGGCGAAAACUGUUAGGCUGCAGGAUAGCCAUGCACUUGAGCUCCAGAAAUGUCAGCUACGACUUGAAGAGGCCUUGGCACAGCCUUCCAACUUGAAGGCAAAUCUUUCGAAGCUUGAGGAACGCUGUGCACAGCUUGAAAAGGAGAAAGAAAGUCUUCAGAAGCAGUUUGAAGUGACGGAGGCAAGAUUUUUGAAGCUGCAGGAUAGCCAAGCGCUUGAGCAGCAGAAGCAUCAGCAACAACUUGAAGAGGCAUUAUCACAGCCUUCCAAGUUGCGGACAAAGCUUUUGAAUCUUGAGAAACACUGUGCACAGCUCGAAAAAGAUAAACAGUGCCUUCAGAAGCAGUCUGAAUUUCUCAAAGUGCAGCUGCAGCCAAACAACAAAGGGAAUGCUGGAAGUCAGGGCAAAGAGAGGGAUAGCAGUGAUGCAAUGAAUCAGUCUGUGGAGGGAAAGAGUGAUUUCAGCCGUCCAAAAGCUCCCAACAGCCCUUCCAGUUCUUCUUCGAGCUCGAGCUCAAGCUCAAGCUCAAGCAAGAAGGCGAGUCCGAACACCAAACCAAGCGCUCCUGAAAAAAACCACGUUGCCCCCACGACCACCACAGAAUCAGCAACAACCCCGGCAAAGACAGCUCUCAAGCGAAAGCAGCCAGAGAAACAGUCUGAAGAGGUGCAGGCCAAACUUUCGAGCUCACAGUUGCGGAAGCAGCCUCGAACUGCUUUGCCUGGAACUCAUAGCAAAGUUUUGGAUAGCACAGGUGAAACGAAGUCUGAGGGAAAGAUGACCCUUUCCAGUGGUCCAGAGCAGCAAGCUGGACAAGCUGGGCUUAAAGCAGUCGAGAAGAUGCCAGCUGCGCAGGACGAGCCUGAGCGAGAGCUGUUUACACUGGGUUUUCACGAUCCACUCACCAGAACUCCGGUCUUCUACGGGAUGCCCGGCUUUAAUAAAGCAAUUGAAGAGCUCCUGAAGACUAGACCGCCGGAUGGUGAACCCUCAUGGGUGUGGGCCUACCUUGAGGGACUUGCUGAAGAUCGUAAGACCGGCGAUGUGGUCGCAUCUCACCGGUGAUGGGGAUCGUGGGCGUCGAGCAGCGGGGAUCGGCGACGGUCCUAAUUCGUCCCACUCUGACGAGUUGGAUGGUGCAGCGUCCAAAAGCCGCGGUGUCUGGGCGACGAAAAGGGACCAGCUGUGGGACCAGCUGUGGGACCUUCUGGACAGAGCUAUUCAAAUAG